ACCGUUUGAAAACCGGAGAGCUCUGCUGGCGUCUUGGUUUACCGCCUGAGUUGGUGGCCGCCAGAGCGGGAGAGGGGGAGUUUCGUCGGCCGAGAUGGCUUCCAAAAGGAGAACUCUGAGCUUUAGUGAAAGGCAUCAGAAAUUAGUAGAUGUAAACUAUUGCAAAAAAUUGCAUGUCGAGGCACUACAAAGGCUACAGAAUCAAAUCAGGGACCAAACGGUGCAGAAUGAGAAUGAUGACCGGGCUGAGCACAAAAGGUUCCUCAGAUUAUUACAGAAUGAACAAUUUGAGUUGGAUAUGGAAGAGGCCAUUCAAAAGGCAGAAGAAAACAGAAGAUUGAGGGAGCUCCAGCUUGAACAAGAAGAAAAAUUGGCUAUGGAAUUGGCGAAACUUAAACAUGAAAGUCUAAAGGAUGAAAAGAUGAGGCAACAAGUAAGAGAAAACAGUAUUGAGCUGAGAGAAUUGGAGAAGAAAUUAAAAGCAGCUUACAUGAGUAAAGAAAGAGCAGCUCAGAUUGCUGAAAAGGAUGCUGUUAAAUAUGAACAAAUGAAACGUGAUGCCGAAAUAGCCAAAACUAUGAUGGAAGAACACGAGAGAUUAAUAAAGGAAGAGAAUGCUGCAGAGGAAAAACGAAACAAAGUAAAAGCACAGUACAGUCGUGACUUAGAGAAACAACUUGAAGAACAAGAAAAGAAGAAGCAGGAAGCUUAUGAGCAACUGCUGAAAGAGAAACUCAUGAUUGAUGAAAUUGUUAGGAAAAUCUAUGAAGAAGAUCAAUUGGAAAGACAACAAAAGUUAGAAAAAAUGAAUAUAAUUCGAAGGUAUAUAGAAGAGUUUAAGAAAGAGCAGGCUCUCUGGAGAACAAAGAAACAUGAGGAAAUGGAAGAAGAAAACAGAAAAAUCAUAGAGUUUGCCAAGAUGCAGCAACAAAGAGAAGAAGAUCGGAUGGCAAAAAUUCAAGAAAGUGAAGAAAAAAGGCUACAGCUUCAGAAUAUGCUGACUCAGAGAUUGGAGGAAAUGCUGCGGCAACGUGAAGAUUUAGAACAAGUGCAACAGGAAUUAUACCAGGAAGAACAAGCAGAAAUACAUAAGAAGAAACUAAAAGAAGAAGCAGAAAAGAAAUCAAGAAAGCAAAAGGAGUUGAAACAAAAUUUUAUGGAACAAAUGGCCUUGAAGGAACUAGUACUUCAGGCUGCAAAAGAGGAAGAGGAGAUCUUUAGAAAAGCUAUGCUGGUGAAAUAUGCUGAGGAUGAUCGAAUAGAAUUAAUGAAUGCUCAGAAGCAAAGAAUGAAGCAACUAGAACACAAGAGGGCUGUGGAAAAACUUAUUGAAGAGCGUCGCAACCAGUUCCUUGCAGAGAAACAACGUGAACUGGAGGAAUGGCAGUUGCAGCAAAGAAGGCAAGGAUGUAUUAAUGAAAUUAUUGAAGAAGAAAGACUAAAACUUCUCAAAGAACAUGCUACAAAAUUACUAGGAUAUCUCCCUAAAGGAGUAUUCAAAAAAGAGGAUGAUAUUGAUAUGCUUGGUGAAGAGUUUAGAAAAGCAUAUCAGAAAAGGAGUGAAAUUUGUAAAGAGAAGUGAUAUCAUCAAAAUUUGGUAAACCUGGAUUCUUUUGUAUUUUACCACUAGAUGUCAGUGUAACUUCUGUUUUACAAUUCAGUGAGGGUAGGAAUCCAUUGUCUUUGGAUUUUCUAAAACAUCUCUAUUUCAUCAUUUAUAAACAAUUAUUUGUAAGAAAACAUGUUUUUGAUAAAAAUUAAAUUACUGAGUAGUUUUUCACUGCAAAAUUAAUGGUAAAGUUAAUUGCUUUUAUUCAAACUAUUGUUUUUGUACUAAUAAUUUGAAGAUCUGAAUUCUACACCACACUCCAUAUAGAGA
This is a messenger RNA of Kogia breviceps (pygmy sperm whale), 1879 nucleotides long. It is a transcript of the gene MNS1, whose product is annotated as meiosis specific nuclear structural 1. Gene Ontology annotation, cellular component: motile cilium. Gene Ontology annotation, biological process: cilium organization. The record is from RefSeq and is a predicted model, not a curated record. Lineage: Eukaryota; Metazoa; Chordata; Mammalia; Artiodactyla; Physeteridae.